Patella vulgata (common limpet) is the source of this 5019-nucleotide messenger RNA. Its product is annotated as protein polyglycylase TTLL10. The record is from RefSeq and is a predicted model, not a curated record. The transcript is spliced from 10 exons. NCBI's taxonomy places the organism in Eukaryota, Metazoa, Mollusca, Gastropoda, Patellidae. Gene Ontology annotation, biological process: protein modification process. The coding region runs from base 35 to 2704 and encodes 889 amino acids.
GUCUGUUUCAACUUAUGACAAUCAAUCAAUACACAUGCAGAUGUCAGGUUCGUAUGAUGACAACGAAUUGAAACAUUUCCAACACACAUCUGUAAAUUGUGAAAUUGGUUCUGAUGUUUCCAUUCUUGUUAAAAAUGAUCAGAAUAUUCCGGAUGAGAUUCAAUCUGACAAUUUUUCUAUUUCAAAGAUAUCUUCCGAUGAUGAGCAAAUGUCUGUUAGUGAUUCUGAAGAUUUUGAUUCUCCAAUGUCGUCUGAUUCUUGUUGCUGUAAUUGUGAGUGUGACAACUGUCUUCAAGAUGCUCCUGCAUUUCAAGGAAUAGAAAUAUGGAAUGGCCUCACGUUUACAGAAUCAGAUGGCCAUGGACAUACUGAUAUGACUAUUGACAAUCCAACUUUCGCUAACAAAAUGUACUGUUAUGGAUUGGAUCUUAAUUUGAAUCAAGUUCAACCGUUGAAAAAUGACAAUGAUGAUGAUGACUACUCGGUGCCUUCAGCUGAUGGGAAUCAAAAAUUUAUAAAUGUUAACCAAUCAAAUGUGUGUAUUAGAGUGAAAGAGCCAGGUGGAAUCGUUGAAUUUCCACAAAUUCUAGCAGAUGAAUUUGGAAGUAAGAAAGUUAUUGUUGAAAAGAUCCAGUCCUGUCCAAUUAAGAAUGUCGCUCAAGAUGAACCUGUAGAUAGUGAUAGAGGUGUUUCUGAUGGUAGAACUUUUUCUUCCAGUGAUAUUGAAGCCAAAAACGAAGGAGUAAGUAGUGGUACUGGUGGUACUGGUGGUGAUGGUAAGAGUGAAGAUAAAGGUGGCAAUAGACGAGGAGGUGGUAAGCGGACACCAGGUGGUAAAACAACUAAAUUACCAGCUUGUUGUUUACCAAAUAAUAUGAUGAAUACAUUCUAUAUUGGUGGUGGUAAUGGGGUCGCAUUAGUGGAAGGUGCUUUACUGAAUCUUGGUUGGAAACGAACUACAGAUAAAUAUGACGAAAGAUUUAAAUUAAAAUGGGUUGAAUGUAAAAGUAGAAUUAACUAUCAGUCGUUUAGAGAAGGCGAUCAGCUUGUCAAUCAUAUUCCCAACUGUCACUUAUUGACCAAUAAAAUGGGCCUGUUAAACAGUUUACAAGAAUAUGAAAGGGUUACUUUAUCAACUAAAGGGAGACCACCCCGUCUGAAAAUGGUAGAUAUUGUACCAGAGACGUAUAAACUAGAUGAUAAAAAUGACAGAGAAACUUUUUUAGAACAAUAUAAAGAUGGUGAAAUGUGGAUAUGUAAACCAACUGGCAUGAAUCAAGGUAAAGGUAUAUUUUUACUCCGGUCUAAAGAAGAAAUCGACAAAUUAUUGUCUGAACGCGAGGAGAAACAACAACAGCAACGAAAAUCUACCAGGCCACUCAUGUCAAGAAUAGUUCAAAGAUAUAUACACAAUCCACUAUUAUUAGAUGGUAGAAAGUUUGAUAUUAGAGCGUAUAUGUUGAUAGCUAGUACUACACCUUUUCUUGUGGUUUAUCAUAAAGGUUAUGUACGAUUAUCAUGUAUGCCAUAUAACGGAGAGGAUACCAAUCUAACCACCCAUCUUACCAAUCAGUAUAUACAGAAGAAAGAUCCUAAUUAUCAAGAAGUAAAGGAAGAUACAGCAUGGAGUAUGGAUAAAUUUAAUGAUUAUAUAAAUGAAAAAGUUGCUCCUGAGAAAAACUUAGAACCGGACUUUGUUUAUAAUUAUCUGACGAAACAAAUGCAGAGAGUUAUGUUACAUUGUUUUAAUAGUGUAAAACAUAAAUUACAAUCUAAGAUGGGAUAUUUUGAUUUAUAUGGAUUAGACUUUAUGAUUGAUACGGACAUGAAGGUCUGGAUGAUAGAGAUUAAUGUUAAUCCAUCGUUGAGUACGAACUGUGAAGCAUUACGAGAAGUUAUACCAUCUGUGGUCGAGGAAUCCAUUAAUGUGUCAAUAGAAUGUUUUGAAAAAAGUCGAAAAAAUCAGGCCUUGAUGCCGUUGAAUUCUUUAAAAGGAUUUACUGUGCUUUAUUGUGGAUCUCAACCCAAUGCUGUUCAAUCUCGUCAACCACGUAGUAUUUCACCUGCUAAAGACACACCCGAAAAAAAUCCUAAAGUUACGCAAGUGUCACCCAACAAAAGAACUGUUUCACCUUCUCGAUCUUUUAUUCCUAGAACGAACGCUACCCAUAACAUGCCUCCAAUACAGUCCAAGUCUGGAACUGUGAAUACUGAAGCCGAACUGUUCGCCAAAAGUCCUUACAGUCAUGCAAUUACACACCCCAAACCAGUGAAUUUUCAAAAUAAAAUGACUCAUCCGAAACCAGUAAAUAAACCAGCGACAACGGUCAAGACGGCGACGGCACCUCAAAACGACCCGACGAAAAGCAGUAAAUCGCCACUAAAAUCCACACCUCCCUCUAUUACCCCUCCAAAAUCUACACCACUCUCGAAUACGUCUCCAAAAUCUACACCACCCUCGAAUACUUCUCCAAAAUCUACACCACCCUCGAAUACCACACCUAAAUCUACCCCCUCGAAUUCCCCACCUAAAUCUACGACCCCCUCGAGUACGCCUCCUAAAUCUACGACACCAUUGACUAUCCCAUCUAAAUCAUCUAGUCAAGGUAGCUCUCCUACAGGAGACGAAGUUAAAUUAAAAAUGGUGCAUAAAAAUUCUGUAAAACUUAAAACCGACGCAGUGACUAAUGACAGAGGUAACUGAGUGGCCAAGGCUAGAGAUAAAACCGGCAGACAUUUUUGAAGUUGUAAAAAUGGUUUUAGACUACAUCAAAAUAGAACUGACGCACAAAUUUAAAGCGACAGUGAUUUUUGAAGUUGUAAAAAUGGUUUUAGACCACAUCAAAAUAGAACUGACGCACAAGUUAAAAGUAACAGUGAUUUUUGAAGUUGUGAAAAUGAUUUUAGACCACAUCAAAAGUUAAAAGAAUCUGAUUGUCAUUUACAUGUUUCUGACAAUAUUUUAUGUGAUAGCUGUCUUCUAUUCACCAAUCGAUUCAGGGUUGUUCUGGUUCACAUUAUCCUUGAGAUAAUCAGGGAAAUCCCCAAAGAGGAACGUGAUCAAGUAAUUGACCAUUUUGUGCGACAUUACAAGUUUACUUCAAACACUGUGGAGGCCAUUUGGAAAGAACAUGACUUUUAUGCAAAUCCACCAACAUAACUGAAACUUUAGGGAAUGAUCGUACACAGACUGAUGUUUAAGAAAUUUGUUGGACCUUUGUAGGACUCAAUAAAAAUUUUAUGGGUUCUGUAUUUUUUGGGGUCACCUUGUAUUUAGUCAUGCAUGGUUGGAGUUAAUUUUUUUUAUGAAAGAUACAUGUAAGAGUAUCAUAACAUUAAUUGAUAGAAGACCUAUAAUAAAAGUAGUAAAUCCUGAAAGUUGUAGGUGUUAUUAUAAAUGUUAUACCUCUACUGAUAAAUGUCAUUCCAUCAUAUCUCUAAUAAUUAGUUUGGUAUCUAGCCCAAGAUCACAAAUCAUUAUUAGACUUAAGUUAAGAAUUUACUCAACUUUUAAUCACUGUUUAUGAGAAAUAUCUUUGACUCAGAAACACAAAACUUUGUACAUAGUUUCUGAUUGAUGUAUUUGAUACAUUAAAACAGCAAAAGUUUUAUAAAGGGCUAUAUUUUAGUUAAAAUAAGGCGUACAAUCUUCAGUAAAUUCUUUACUUAAGCCUGAGAAUGCUUUGUGAACUGGGGGCCUGAUAUGUUGUCAAAAUAUUGUUUUACUCAGAAUAAACAUGUGCCAAAAUUGUGUAAUUACUGAAGUAAUAAAUUCAGUAAUAUUGGUAGUAAGUAGAGAUUUCUGUGUAUUCAAUAAUAUCUGUCAAUGGUUUGAUAUAGUAUUGUGUAUGUUUUUUAAAAUUGUCAUUCAAAAGCAAAUAGAAGCAUUAAAAUUUAUUUAAUUUUUGGGAGCCAGGGUGGCUCAGCGAGUAAGGUGCUGACUUACUAACCAGAAGAGUUUGGGGGACAUUUUUCCUGAACACCAGUGCUAUGGCCUACUCUUAUAUCGAAUUCCAACUACCAAGGGAUCUUUUACGUGCAUGCCAAUGUGUACAUGGGACCUUGGUUUUCCGUCCCAUCCGAACGACUAGACAGCAGUCCAAUUGUAUGGGACGAAACAAUCAGCGUGCACGUUAAAGAGCCCUUGACAGUUGGAAUUCGAUGAAGAGUAGCAAGUAGACAGAAAUCCUGCUGUCCAGACACUUCAUUAGCCCAGAAAUUAGGCCGUUAAACUAAGAUACAAUCAAAAUUAUAAGAAAUACUGCAAUUCGAUUGGCUGACCAGUAAAAUCAAUUUGCAUAUAUCCAAUUUGCAUAUUGGUCAGCCAAUCGAAUUGCAGUAUUUCUUAAAAUUUCGAUCGUAUCUUAGUUUAAGUUUUCGUGAAUAAGGGUCCAGGUAUAUUUACAAUAACCAGUAUUAAGAAUAACAAAUAAAGGUCCAUGGAGUGAGUCCUGUCUAUGCUUUAUUCUUAUAGUUGCUUGAAAUCAAAAUUUAAUUUAUUGUUAAGUGUAUAAUACAUUGUUUGUGAAUAGAUUAUAGUUUUAGAAUUUUUUGUUGUGUUGAAAUGAGGUUGGGUGGCCGAAUGUGAUUGAGUCGAUUCCCCACUUGUAUGUGUCAAGGAGCAGGGUUGGCUGUAAGCGUGUGGGUUCUUUCUGGAUCCUCAGGUUUCCUUCCUUACAAGUUGGGUGGCCGAAUGUCAUUGAAUCGAGUGUUAUGGUUUUCGAUAUCCCACUUGUCCGUGUCAAGGAGUAGGGUUGCCUAUCUAACCAUGUUGGUUCUCUCCGGUUUCCUUCCAAACUUUCUGCUCAAAAUAUUGGGCAGUUUUUGUAUCGGUUGACUUGUUAUUCUCUUGUUUAUUUGAACACCGUCCAUUAGAGAUAUAUUUUAAACAAUAAUAAGUGAUGUAUAAUUUAUCUGUGAUACUAUGUUUUAUUUGUUUAAUAUUGUUAUUAUAAAAUAUUCUUAUUUAUAUUUACACAAUCAUUUUGUUGAAGAAAAAUAAAUAAUUUUGUCAAUUGA